AUGCGUGCCUUCUUGAAGGCAUUCUUGAAGGACAAGCCCGAAUGGCCAUAUUGGCCGGUGCUCUCCCUCUUCUUCGCGGACAAUGUCCGCAACCGCCGCUGCUGCGACCGCGAACGCGUGAACCAAGAGGCAGCUGCGCGCAAGGCGGUGCUCCGGGAGUCCCAGCCAGACGAACCACCACCACCACCAAGCCAGAAUUGA
Messenger RNA from Sphaerulina musiva SO2202, 201 nucleotides. RefSeq lists its product as uncharacterized. The transcript is spliced from 2 exons. The record is from RefSeq and is a predicted model, not a curated record. Bases 1 to 201 code for a protein of 66 amino acids. Lineage: Eukaryota; Fungi; Ascomycota; Dothideomycetes; Mycosphaerellales; Mycosphaerellaceae.